Messenger RNA from Penicillium digitatum Pd1, 1395 nucleotides. RefSeq names its product mRNA splicing protein SLU7 (gene slu7). Lineage: Eukaryota; Fungi; Ascomycota; Eurotiomycetes; Eurotiales; Aspergillaceae. Gene Ontology annotation, molecular function: pre-mRNA 3'-splice site binding. Gene Ontology annotation, cellular component: spliceosomal complex. The record is from RefSeq and is a predicted model, not a curated record. Gene Ontology annotation, biological process: mRNA splicing, via spliceosome.
AUGUCACGAAAACCCGCGGAUGUGGCGUCUAAAACGCCCAACGAGUACAUUCCAUCCUUCAUUUCGAAAAAGCCAUUCUACGUGGAUGAUGAGACAAAUAAUGAUUACCUGGAGCAUCAACGCCUUCAGAAGGCCAUUCCUGAUCAGUCAAAAUGGUAUGAUCGAGGAAAGCGUGCGGGUCCAGCGGCCACCAAAUACCGCAAAGGCGCAUGUGAAAAUUGCGGCGCAAUGACACACAAAACCAAAGAGUGUUUGAGUCGACCCCGAAAGCACGGUGCCAAAUGGACUGGAAAGGAUAUUCAAGCAGACGAACUUCUCCAGAAGGUCGAUAUGGGGUGGGACGCCAAAAGAGACAGGUGGAACGGCUAUGAUGCCACCGAAUAUCGCCAGGUCGUCGAGGAAUAUGAAGAGAUGGAGGCCCUUAAGCGAAUGGCGAAGGAUGAUUCUAAUCUCAAGAAACUACAAGCCGGUGAAGAUGGCGAUGAAGCCCCUGAUUCGGAUAUCCGUUACGCCGAAGAAUCCGACAUGGGACGACAACAGAGUACCGCGACCCGCAACCUACGUAUUCGAGAAGAUACCGCCAAAUACUUGCUCAACUUGGACCUUGAUUCCGCCAAAUACGACCCGAAGACUCGCCGAAUGGUGGACAUGGGCGCACAAGAUGAUCAGGCCGCUGCACUUGUCGCAGAGGAGAAUUUCGUCCGUGCUUCAGGCGAUGCUGCGGAGUUCGAGAAAGCACAAAAAUAUGCGUGGGAGUCACAAGAGAAGGGUCUCACUCAACUACAUAUUCAGGCCAAUCCGACAUCUGGAGAAGUUCUCCGAAGGAAAGAGAUGGUUGAUAGUGAAGCUAAGCGUGAAGCGCAUCGCAAAGCUCUCCUAGACAAAUACGGUGGUGGAGAGUACUCAAAACCAAGUGCCCUGCGAGAGACGAUGGUCGUUGAAAAUGAGCGAUUCAUUGAAUAUGACGAAAGCGGUGCCAUCAAGGGCGCGCCCAAGAACGCAACCAAAUCCAAGUACCCGGAAGACGUGAUGAUCAACAAUCACACUUCGGUCUUCGGUAGCUGGUGGUAUCAAUUCAAAUGGGGAUAUGCGUGCUGCUAUUCCACUGUGAAGAACAGCUACUGUACAGGGGAAGAUGGAAAGAAGGCCUUUGAGGAAGAAGGCAACAUGCUGCUGAUGACUGGGGCAGUUGACGAUAAUGACAAAAAUAUGGAUCUCUCUCACGAGUCUAAACAAGCCGAUGGCAAGGAGCAAGAGCAGGAUUCCAGUGCCAAUGGGAAAAAGCGGACGCUGGAAGAAUUGAAGUCAGGCGUUACAGAGGAGGAAUUUGAAUCAUACAAGCGGAGCCGUUUGGCUGCCGAUGAUCCUAUGGCGAACUUCAUAGGGAAAUAUUGA